UCAUACUUUCAUCCCUUUCUUUUCCUCGUUCUUCUCCAGUACCAUCUGGCCAGUCACCUCUUCUUUUUUUUUUUAAAAAAAAAAUUAAACCAGCACCUACUCUCCUCUGCAACCGAAGAUUUCUUUUCCAGCGCGUUUUGGCUUUGCAAAGCGGCAUCAAUAUUGGAUUUGGAGCGGAAUUGUGGCUGCGAGGAGUUAGCAGCAGCCAUGGCGCAGAAUGUGUGGGAGGCAGACAAGAUGUUAGAUUCCUACAUUUAUGAUUACCUGUUGAAGAGGAACAUGCAGAACACGGCGAAGGCAUUCCAAGCCGAAAGCAACGUGCCUUCAGAUCCUGUAGCGAUCGAUGCCCCAGGUGGCUUUCUCUUCGAGUGGUGGUCAGUUUUCUGGGACAUCUUCAUUGCAAGGACGAAUGAGAAGCAUUCUGAUUCUGCUGCUGCUUACCUUGAGUCGAUUAAAGCACGGGAGCAGCAACAACAAUCCCAGCAGCAGGUUGAGGUGCAGCAACUCUUGCUCCAGAGGCAUGUGCAACAGCAGCAACAACAUUCACAAGAGCAGCAGCAACAGCAGCACCCGCAGCUGCAACAGCGCCAGCAGAAGCAACAGCAGCGUAAUGAAAACACUGAUUUUAGCACAAGUGCCCAGAAUGGUACGGUUGCUGCUGAUCCACCAGCACGACAAAAUGCUGCAGCGGCAAGUGGUUUAUCUGCAAAGCUAUAUGAGGAUAGAACAAAAAUUACUGCUCAGAGGGACGUUUCAGAUGAGGCUUCAAUGAAGCAAAGGCUCGCAGAAAGAACUGGUCCAUUGCUGGAAGCAAACCCAACUUCAAUGCUCAAGUCACCUGCAAGAUCAGCUCUAGCUUCAGGGCAAAUCUUCCAUAGAUCGACUGGUGGUCUGUCCGGUUCAUUGCAGCAAGCUCAAGCCAGGAGUCAACCGCUUCUGGGAUCAACACAGGAUAUGAAGGCAGAAACAAAUGUAGCUUUAAAUCUGAGAGCAGGUGCAGAUGGGUCACUAUUCGGAGUACCAGGCUCUAAUCAGGCGGGGAACAAUUUGACCUUGAAAGGGUGGCCUCUCACAGGUUUAGAACAGCUUCGAUCUGGGUUUCUCCAGCACAAAUCUUAUAUGCACUCCCCCCAACCAUUACAACACCAGCUCCAGUUUCUCACUCCUCAGCAGCAGCAAGUUCUACUUCAAGCACAACAAAAUAUGACUGCUUCACCUGUAGAGAUGGAGAAUAGACGACUUCGGAUGCUUUUUAGCAGCCGAAACUUGGUUCCUGGGAGAGAUGGCCAAUCAAAUGCAUUCACUGAAAUUAUUCCCAGUGUUGGUCAGUCAUUGCAGAACCUGUGCUUACCUAUGCAGCGCACAGAGACAGAUAUGCUGAUGAAGAAGAUAGCAGCUCUGCAGCAGCAACAACAAAGUAGCAGUCAGCAACAGCUCCUCCAACAUCCAUUGCUGAAUCAGCAACAACAAAGCUCAAAUUAUCAUGCAGGCGAGCUGGAAAAAAUGGGUGCUGGAAUUGUAACCGUGGCUUUCCAUGGACAUGACCAGGUUUCUAAGAAUCAAAAAGGGCGAAAGCGCAAACAGCCUAUCUCAUCGUCUGGUCCGGCUAAUAGCUCUGGUACUAUGAAUACUGCUGGUGCUUCCCCCAGUUCAACGCCCUCAACUCCUUCCGCACAUUCUCCAGGAGAUACCAUAUCAACCCCACCGCUGCUUCACAAUGCUAGCUUAUCUAAGGCUUUAAUUGUUUAUGGUUCCGAGCCCCUGGUGCCAACAGCAUCACCAGCUAACUCACUUGUUGAUAUGGAUCACUAUGUGGAGGAUGACUCCAUGGAAGACAAUAAUGUAGAACCGAUCUUAUCACAUGAUGACAUGGAUCUAAGAUCUGCUGGCAGCCACUGUAUCAAUUCUGCAAAAGGAUAUAUCCUCCGAGAGAUGUCUUCAGCUCAAGCAAGCACAAGCAGUGUUCUAUGUUGCCACUUCUCAUCAGAUGGAAAACUACUCGCUACUGGAGGUCAAGAUAAGAAGGUAUUCCUGUGGAAUGCUGAAACUUUGAAGCAAAAAUCAAUAUUGGAGGAGCAUUCUCUGCUAAUAACUGAUGUGCGCUUCAGCCCGAGCACUCCACACCUUGCCACCUCUUCAUUUGAUAAAACCGUGAGGGUCUGGGAUGCCGAUAAUCAGGAUUAUUCAAUUCGUACAUUCACUGGGCACUCGGCAUCUGUUAUGUCGCUUGAUUUCCACCCAAACAAGGAUGACCUCAUUUGUUCUUGUGAUGGGGACAAUGAGAUAAGAUUCUGGAAUAUCAAGCAUGGAAACAACGUCCGAAUUUUCAAGGGAGGUUCGACCCAGCUGAGAUUCCAACCACGUUAUGGAGGAUAUCUUGCAACAGCUUCAGAUAAUAUGGUCUCUAUUCUGGAUGUGGAGACACAAGCUUGUGUGAGGAGAUUUGAGAGCCACACUAACCACGUUGAUUCCUUGUGCUGGGAUCCCACUGGAGGAUAUAUCGUGUCUGUCAGUGAAGACAUGGUGAAGAUGUGGUCAUUGAACGAGGAGAGCUGUGUGAAUGAGCUUAACUGCAGCGGGAGAAAGUUCAGUUCAUGUGCUUUCCACCCUACAUAUCCAUCCUUGCUUGUCAUUGGCUGUUACCAGUCUCUGGAGCUGUGGGACAUGGCCGAGAACCGGAGCAUGACCAUUGCAGCGCACGACAGCCUCAUCUCAGCCGUGGCCUCAUCGAGCUCCGGCCUGGUGGCUUCCACAGGCCAUGACAAGUAUGUCAAGCUGUGGAGAUUAGGUCACCUUCGUCAUGCCGCGCCAUAGAUGUUAACUAUUGAUGGCCGCCCCUUUUGUCACACCAUUAGCUGCCUGCUGCUCAGCUGUGCUGCUGAUAUGUUGCAGUUGGAGACUACUGAACUGCGUGGCUGAACAUAUGGCCGUGGAAGUAGCAUGCAGUAAACCCUGAAGAAGUGGUUUAGCACUAGCUUUUGUAUAGAAAACUAGAACCUGAGCCGGAGGUAUAUCGAGUAAUCUAGUAUUGGUGCCUGUCAACUAUCUUGUUGAUACUUGCACUCUGAUUUCUGAAAUGGCCAGGUUCUGAAUUCCCAGUGC
Molecule: messenger RNA, 3102 nt
Organism: Setaria italica (foxtail millet)
Lineage: Eukaryota; Viridiplantae; Streptophyta; Magnoliopsida; Poales; Poaceae
Product: transcriptional corepressor LEUNIG
Exons: 19
Coding region: 208-2814 (868 amino acids)
Cellular component (GO): nucleus
Molecular function (GO): protein binding
Source: RefSeq, a predicted model, not a curated record